AUGAGAAGAGCUGCUGGUGUUGAUGAAUUUGAUAUUAAAGAAGAAGAACCAUGGUAUGACCAUCAAGAUCUGGAACAUGAUCUUCAUUUGGCUGCUGAAUUGGGUAAAAGUUUACUGGAGCAGAACAGAGAUUUAAAACAGGGACUUCAACAGAUGUACGCCACCGAUCAGGAGCAGCUACAGGAAAUAGAGUAUCUGUCCAAACAGGUGGAUUUACUGCGGUCAGUAAAUGAUCAGCAUGCUAAUGUGUACGAGCAGCUGGACAAUUCUGCACGAGACCUGGAGCAGACAAACCAAACACUGGUCCUGGAGAACCGUGCAGCCCAGCUCAAAAUUUAUGGGCUCACAGAGACUGUGGAAGGGUUGCAGACUUAUGUGGAGGAGCUCCAGAGAAACGUGAAAGAGCUGAAGUUGCUUUCUGCUGAGCAGACCAGGCCCAGGGCACAGCCUUGUAACGAUCAGGGUCUCACAUGCUACAAAAAGCAGUGCCAAUUACAAAAGUUCUGUUCCCAUGAGUACACCUUCUCUGCCAGCCAUUCUUCUCUGAAGGAGGAGGAGGAGCACUUGGACCUACUGCGAUCCGUGCAUUCCCUGCAGGCCCAGCUGAGCACAGAGCACGCUCUGAGAGAGGCUGCAGAGCAGGAAGCUGAUGCUCUGGCACGUGAGCUUAGUGAACUAGAGCCAAAACUGGCACUACUGGGAAGCUACCAGAACCAAAUGGCUGAGAUGGAGACUGAAGUCAAGGAGCUCCGACUUCUUUUGCGCUCUAGCACCCACACCAUCCUGCCAGACACAGUGUUCUUCUCCUCAGAGGAGGAAGUGGGCAUGGUCAAACCUAGGAGGUGUGGUUUACAGCGCUGUUGCAGUGAGACGCAGUUGCGUAACUCUGUCUGUGAGGAGGGAGGAACAAUAGACUUUGUCCGAGUGAAUGGAUGGGGCUGUUUUCAACAUGUCAAGGAGGUGAAGCAUCCCAGCAUCUCGCUUCUAAACGAGGUGGAUGCCCAAUACACUGCCCUGCAGGAGAAAUACAACACACUACAGCGUCAUUGUGAAACCAGAAUGUUGCCACAGAACCAUAAAGCUGUGCAGACACCACCUGCCAGUUCCACCCAAAUCCACACACAGUCCCAGAGUGUAAGCACACAUGACAAUACCCAGCUGCCUGAGUAUAAAGCCCUGUUCCAUAAGAUUUUCACCUUUAUUGAAAAGAGCAAAAAGGACAUGAAGGAAAACAGGAUCAAGCCCAGUCAGGUUGGAUGAGUCGCCACUCUGCGUCUUCUGGAGAUUUUUCAGCCAGUGUGCUAUAGUUGAACCUGGAUUCACUGCCAAAGGGCGUUAGUCUGACUGGAGUAAUCCAUUAGUAAGCUAAAUGCCUGAACUCGUAGAGACAUAAAAUGUGUGAUAC
Molecule: messenger RNA, 1405 nt
Organism: Xyrauchen texanus (razorback sucker)
Lineage: Eukaryota; Metazoa; Chordata; Actinopteri; Cypriniformes; Catostomidae
Product: cerebellar degeneration-related protein 2-like
Exons: 7
Coding region: 1-1260 (419 amino acids)
Source: RefSeq, a predicted model, not a curated record